Molecule: messenger RNA, 977 nt
Organism: Desarmillaria tabescens
Lineage: Eukaryota; Fungi; Basidiomycota; Agaricomycetes; Agaricales; Physalacriaceae
Exons: 3
Coding region: 138-563 (141 amino acids)
Source: RefSeq, a predicted model, not a curated record
CAGACAUGGUUAGAGUGAGGACAAUCUCGUAAGGAAAUCUGUCGCCCAGAUCGGUACAUGUAUACAAGAUUAUCUGAGGUCAGAGAGGAAUAUGGGCCUGAUGGACAGAUGUACCACUUUGUGAAUUAGGUAUAAGAAUGGGUGUUCAACUCCAAUAUCCACGUCUAGCAAAUAUGAUCAAGCAAAGGCUCUCGGUGACCGCCUUUCAAAUUUCAACCAUGAAGAUUGAUCUCAUCUACUCGCCCCCCCUCCUUCACGCUCGUCAGACUGGUGAAGUCGUGCAUAGUCACCAGUCCAUCCCCAUGUCAAUCACGAAUUCCCGUGGAGAAAGUAAAAAUGAUGUAGCAGCUCGAGCAGAUAUGGCGAUCAGCGGGUGCAUAUCGCCAAUUCUUACGGAGGAGAAUUUUAGGAAUGGACUUCAUGUUGCUGUUACGAGUUAUGGAUUGUGCAUAGCCCAGCUCAUUGCCACCCCUUUGCGAUAUGAUGCCUCGGCGGACAAGGAUGUAUCCUAUGAGGGCUUGAGAAACACGGGUGGAGGUUUCUUUGGAUUCAAAUUAUGGUAGCCUCGAGAAUAUGCGCGUUUCUCUUAAGGUCGACGUGACACACGUAGAUGCGAAGGAGAUCUCUUCUCCCUCUCCCUACGCGCAGCACCAUGAAAGCAACAAGCGGAGAGAGAACGUACUCCGACAGAACCGACCUCAUAGCAGCGUGCCUGUAUGGAUACAGUAUAGAUAUCGGGGGUGCACGCGAAAGACAGCGAAGGAUUUGGUUUCUGAAGAGAUUGGCGUGGGUCAAGCUAGCGCCCCUCAUCUUUAUAACCAGCGUGUGUGUUUCCCGUACAGUGCACCCAUUCUCUAUCCAAGCUUACGUUGGAGCCAGAUGCAUGCGGCGUGCGUGAAUUCGAACGACGACCUGCUUCAAUGUAGUACAGCGAUGCAUAGUCUCGAUAAAAAGUCUUGAGGCGCUGCUGAAGACGA